Bufo bufo (common toad) is the source of this 3317-nucleotide messenger RNA. RefSeq names its product KH domain containing 4, pre-mRNA splicing factor (gene KHDC4). NCBI's taxonomy places the organism in Eukaryota, Metazoa, Chordata, Amphibia, Anura, Bufonidae. Gene Ontology annotation, cellular component: nucleus. The record is from RefSeq and is a predicted model, not a curated record. The transcript has 14 exons. Bases 109 to 1986 code for a protein of 625 amino acids. Gene Ontology annotation, molecular function: RNA binding.
GGACGUAACGAUUGGUGGCACGUGUAGGUGUGGUCUUGACGUGCGUGCGUCGUGACGUAGUUUGGAGGGGAACGAGAGAAGGCUCGGGCUGAGAGUUGUGAGGUCGCCAUGUCAGCGAUGAGCGCUCAGACCGGCGGACGGAGAAGUAAAUGGGACCAGCCGGGCCCUGGAGGUGCCCCCCUCCUCCUCCUCCCGGGGGUGAUGCCGGUGAUACCGCCUGCGGGUGCCGCCAUGUACAUGCCACCCUCAGAGGAGACCAGCGAGGCGGUCAGUGCGCCCUCCGGGGCCCUCGACGCCGCCGCCGCUGUGGCUGCCAAGAUCAAUGCCAUGCUGAUGGCGAAGGGGAAGAUCAAGCCCGCCCAGGGCGCCCCGGACAAGGUCUCGGUAGGCGGGAAGCCGCCAUCUGCGACCAAAAGCAAAGACGACCUUGUGGUGGCCGAGGUGGAGAUCAAUGACGUGCCGCUGACCUGCCGGAACAUGCUGACCCGCGGGCAGACGCAGGACGAGAUCAGCCGGCUGAGCGGGGCUGCGGUGUCCACCAGGGGGCGCUACAUGACGCCGGAGGAGAAAAACAAAGUGGGGCCUGGAGAACGGCCGCUCUACCUGCACGUCCAGGGCCAGACCCGGGAGCUUGUGGACAGAGCCGUGAACCGGAUCAAGGAGAUCAUCACCAAUGGAGUCGUCAAAGCCGCCACCGGCUCCAGCCCGACCUUCAAUGGCGCCACUGUCACUGUGUAUCACCAGCCGGCCCCUGUGACACCGGCACCACCCGUGGCUUCUUCUAAGCCGCCGUUCCAGUCUGGGAUGCAUUACGUCCAGGACAAGCUGUUUGUGGGGCUGGAGCACGCCGUGGCCACGUUCAGCGUGAAGGAGAAGGUGGAGGGGCCGGGGUGCUCUUACCUUCAGCACAUCCAAAUAGAAACCGGAGCCAAAGUCUUCUUGAGAGGGAAGGGCUCGGGAUGCAUCGAGCCCGCUUCUGGGCGGGAAGCUUUCGAGCCCAUGUACAUCUAUAUCAGCCAUCCAAAGCCUGAAGGCCUGGCAGCGGCCAAGAAGUUGUGCGAGAAUCUCCUGCAGACGGUUCACGCGGAGUACUCGAGGUUCGUCAAUCAGAUCAGCUCGGUGGCCCCUCUGCCCGGAUAUGUCCAGCCACCCCCGUUAGGCGCUGUGCCCAUCCAGCAGCCGCCAUACUAUGCAGCAAAUGGCUACCAGAGCGGAUUUCCAGUGGUGUCACCCAUACCUCCUCAGCAACCAUUGCAAGUGCCAUAUGUGGUCCCUGCACCAGUCAGUGCCCCGGUGCCUCCUGUACCUGCUGUCAUGCCCACCAUGCCUGCCCUGGUACACCCUGUGCCUACACGUUAUCCAAUCGCACAAGUGCAGCCCCCGGUGACUGCCAUUCCAGCUCCUGUGGUUGGUCCAUAUGUUCCUCCUGCACCUCUGAAACCAUCCACCGCCCCUCAUCCGGCACCAUGCUUGCCCCUUCAAGGUCAGAAAAGGCGUUUUACAGAGGAGCUGCCUGAGGAGAAAGACUCGGGUCUGCUGGGAUACCAGCAUGGACCCAUUCAUAUGACUAAUUUAGGUACAGGCUUCCCGGGCCAGAACAAGAUGGACGCUCCUGCCGCUAAACCAGACCCCGCCCCCGGCAAGGACCGUGAGAGGGACAGGGUGACGUUUUCUGAGCGGUCUCCUGCCUCCCCCCGCAGGCAGCUGAUGCCCCCGCCAGGGUUUCCGUUGUCGCUGCAGAAGAGCCCAGAGGAGCGAGGGGGCGCGCGGAGCUCGGAAGGAGCAGACGAGACCCUCGCCAAGAAGCUAAAGGCUGACAGAACCUUCGGCCUGGUGUCGUACGCCGGAGACUCGUCGGAUGAGGAGGAGGAGCACGGAGGGCACAAGAGUUCAGGUUCCUUUUCUCCGGGGUGGAGCGGAGGGUUCCAGUAUCCCACCUCCCAGCCGCGGGCCAAACAACAGAUGCCUUUUUGGAUGGCUCCUUAGUGCGCUGGUUACCUGCCAGCCCCCAGUGACUUGUAGCAAUAAUUCGGCAUGUGCGCACACCACCCUUACUGGCCAGGCAGGAGCAGGUCGCGAGAUGCCUACGGGAUCCAUCUCUUCUCCCCAUGUUGUGAAGCUGGGCUCGUCCUUCCUCUGCAGAUUCUCGCUGUCCCUUGGCAUUUUGGGUUUUGCUGCAUCUCAUCCUUGUAAUAGACCGCGCCCCGCUCCUCUGACUGCUGGACCCCCCGCUAAUCCUGAGAGCGGGGGUCCUGCUCCCUUGUCUGGUGCAGCAGGCAGUGCUAGCGCCAUGUCUUCUCUGUGGUACAGAGUUCAGCGCUCCACAAUCAGAUCGGGGAACGGGGCCCCUGAUCCCAGCCGUCUUAGCAACCCAUCUCUUAGCAACAGGAUUGGCGCUAACUUAUAAACGUUGGCCAACCCUCUUAGGGUCCAUUCAAACGUCCGUGUGAAUGGUCCGCAAUUCUGGUAUGCUUUGCCAAAUAAUAGAACCUGUCCUAUUCUUGUCCGCAGUCGAGGACAAGAAUAGGCAUUUCUAUUGAUGCGCCGGGACUGCGCAACACUACGGCUGUGUGAAUGGACCCUUAAAGGGGUGGUACUGUCUAUCACAAUGACAUAUCCCUACCGUAUGCAUCACUUUGUGAUCAGUAGGGAACCAUCCCCUGGGACCCCCACUGAUUCUGAGAAAGAAGGGGCUGCAGCACUGACGAGAGUAGAGCGGUGUCCCCUUCAGUCUCAGGAUUGUGAAGGCCCCCACCAGCUUCCUCCUAUAUGAGGUGGGAUCGCCCCCUUUUUAAAGGGGUAAAUUAGUUAAUAAAAUCGCGUUUCCUUUUUUAUUUUUUAACCGUUGUCUGCCGUCUUCUGUCCUUAAAGAGGAAUGUAAGUCUGAUAGAGGAAAUCUCCUUCUUCGGGCCACGACUGGUGCUGGUUUACCUGUUGGACCCUUUCCUGCUAUAGACAAAGCCCCGAAAGACGGACGUGUCCUUAUGGGCCAGGCUUCCGUUAUGUAUCAUCUUCACUAGGAGAAUGGGGGGGGGGGGUCUGAUGAAAUCCGAGUGCCCCUAGAAGCAUCUGGUACUGUACGGACAGCUGGGUGGAGGGGAUGUUGGGAAAACACUCCCCGUUCUCGUAGACUCCUCUUCCUUGCUGUUAACCCCCCCCCCCCAAUACUUGCAUGUCCUCACAGUGCUCUGAUCUAUAUAAAGCGGAUCCCUCUGCGUCCACCUCCCGCCGCCUGUCCAUGCCGCUUUCUACCUUCAUGUCUUGUUUUGCUGUAAAUAUUGAAGAAAAAAUCUUAUUGUAAAUAAAUAUUAUUCAUA